GUCAUGUGUGCAAUGGUAUCAAGAUGUGAUUAGCAAAUCAAGUAGCAACCUAAUGGCCAACCUAGAAAUCCGGUCGAUCCUAUAAACGAAAAUGAAAUGUUUUCGAUGUGGAACAAAUCUAAAACGGCCUCCGAAGGCAAAUCUCCCAAAGGCUGCAUCAAUGUCUUCAAAAAGUUACUGUAACACUUAUAUGAAAGAUGUAUCGACAAAAUCCUCAAUUGAAUCACAAUAUAUUCGAAACCUUCAAUACCAGAUUUAUUAUCUGGAAAUGGAGUCGCGAUAUCUGCGGAAGUUACUUGCCAAUCAUAAAAUACCAGAAAGGUCAUGUAAAUUAGGUGAUGAUUGUGCACAAGAUUUACCUCAAUGUGUAAGAACUAACCCUGAUAAAAAAUAUAUCUGCGAACACGAUGACAAUGAUAUGUUAAAGAAACUUCACAACAUGAGAAUGGAUACUGACAUUGAAAUCCAUCACCUGAAACAGAAGUUGGCUGAGAAAGACGAAAAAUUGGAAGACAUGGAAAGAAAACUGGAUGAAAUGAAGACAACCGCUUCGAAACACUUUCACAAUUUGAAAUCGAUCGAAGACAAUUACAAAUGCUCUCAAACUCUCAUAGAAAAUUUGGUAUCAGAAAAACAUGAACAAGACAUGAUGAAAAGUGAAUUAUAUGAUGCAAAUGAAAGAUUGCAACACGUGGAAACCAACAGGAAGCUACUUAGUGAAAACAAUGAAAGGUUACGUAUAGAAAAUUCCAAUUAUAUACGGGAAAUAUCAGAUUUAAAGAAUCGUUUGGACAUUUGUUGGAGUGAAGUUGAUACCAAGAAUCAAAAGCUACAGCAAUGCUUGAGUGACCUUCAAGAGAUGUCCAAUUUUAAAAGCGAAAAGGAAUUAUAUGCUAGACGAGUAUCGGAGUGCAUGGAACAAGUUACAAAGUUACAGAGUCAGAAUAAUGAAAUGGAAAGUAUUUUAAAAAUAGCAAAUGCAAGGAAUGUAGAUAUGGAAACUAUUAACAGGAGUAUGUUGAAGGAGAAGGAAAAGUUAAAUGAAGACAAGAGGUUAUUAUUAAGUAGAAUGGCAGACGAAGAAAAGAAAAUAGAAAGAUUAAAAGAAGCGAAUUACGAACUGCAUAGAAAUCAAUCGAAUUUAGACAAAAAAUUGAAGAAUGUUGAAGAAUUGAAGGAUUUACAGAACACAUUGCACAAACAAAAGUGGGAAGAAUUUGGUUUACUGGCUAAUUCCAUGCACUCUUUAUCCCAAACAAUGUCAGCACACAUAGAAUAGCUAGAUCUGCACAUUAAUAUAUCGGCUAAGGAAUUUGAAUUCUACAACACUGAAAUAACUAAGAAUCUAUAAGAAGAAUAAUUGAACAAAUAAAAUUUCAUAAAAAA
Octopus sinensis (East Asian common octopus) is the source of this 1386-nucleotide messenger RNA. RefSeq names its product putative leucine-rich repeat-containing protein DDB_G0290503. The transcript has a single exon. The coding region runs from base 92 to 1279 and encodes 395 amino acids. The record is from RefSeq and is a predicted model, not a curated record. Lineage: Eukaryota; Metazoa; Mollusca; Cephalopoda; Octopoda; Octopodidae.